UCUUCCGUCGCAGUGAGCGGAGGAGUAGACUUGGCUAGAGUGCACGGUGGCCACGAGGACAAAGUCCACCCAGUGCUGCACUUUGGCAUCGCAACCUUCCUUGCCGGCAACAUCACAGAAACAUGGCAGCGAAUACGGGAAAGCUUCUUGGACGCACGGUUUUUAUCACUGGUGCCAGUCGAGGCAUUGGCAAGGCUAUAGCGCUGAAAUUAGCCAAGGAUGGUGCUAACAUUAUCAUUGCUGCAAAGACAGCAGAACCCCACCCUAAACUUCCAGGCACUAUAUACACUGCUGCCAAAGAAGUGGAGGAAGCUGGUGGUAAGGCACUGCCUUGUGUGGUGGAUAUUCGCAAUGAAGAUGAGGUCAGAAAAGCUGUGUCACAAGCAGUAGCAAAGUUUGGUGGCAUUGACAUCCUCAUCAACAAUGCCAGUGCUAUUAGCCUGACAGGCACCCUGCAGACACCAAUGAAACGAUACGACCUGAUGAACGGCAUUAAUGCCAGAGGCACAUAUUUGUGCUCCCAGGUCUGCCUUCCGUAUCUACAGAAGGGAACUAACCCUCACAUUCUCAACAUAAGCCCUCCUCUCAACAUGUCACCAAAAUGGUUUAAAGGUCAUGUAGCAUAUACAAUGGCGAAAUAUGGAAUGUCCAUGUGUGCCCUUGGAAUGGCAGAAGAGUUUCGUGAGGAUGGCAUUGCUAUCAAUACGCUGUGGCCCAGAACAGCUAUCUACACAGCUGCCAUGGAGAUGCUAGGAGGAGGAUCAGAAGUUGCUAAGCAGUGUAGAAAGCCCGAGAUUAUGGCUGAUUCUGCAUAUGUUAUCUUGACUAAGGAUUCAAAGUCAUUCACUGGAAAUUUCUGCAUUGAUGAUGAGAUUUUACUUCAGCAUGGCGUGACAGAUAUUAGCACCUACGACUGUGUGCCUGGGAGCAAAUUGCUGCCAGAUUUUUUCCUUGAUGUGGGACCUGACGAUCUUGCCAACCAGAUGAGCUCUCAAGGAGCCACACCUGCGUUCUACAAGUCUGCACCAGGAGGAAAGGCAUCAACAGCAACACCUCCACCCGCAGAUGGCCCACAGAAAACUUUCCAGGCGCUGAAGCUUCUUCUUUCUGAAGACCUUGUUCAGAAAAUCAAUGGGGUUUUCCAGUUUGAAUUGUCAGGGUCACAGCCUGGGACCUGGCAUUUAGACCUAAAGAAUGGUGCUGGUUCUGCUGGAAGUGGUGAGUCACCUAAGGGUGCUGACUGCACCCUAAUAAUGGACAGUGCCCUUUUCACAGAUAUGUUUGCUGGAAAGACCAGUGCGACAUCUGCCUUUAUGGCAGGAAAAUUAAAGAUCCAGGGCAACUUAGCCCUCGCCAUGAAGCUGGAGAAACUGAUGCAGCAGAUGCAAAAAGCUAAAUUGUAGAAAGAUGUGCAGAAACAUGAACAGUUGGUCAUGGACAAGUUUGUUAUUAAGGGACUUACAGCUGUGAAUUUAAUUUUUUAAAUAUAAUUUUGUUUAAUCUCAUGAGGUGGAGAAGACAUAUUGAUCAUGGUUGUUUCCCAAGUGUGCGUAAAGUGCAUAUUUAUACAUUCAUAAAUGCAAUAUUGAGGAUAAUCUGCAGUGGAGAUUAAAACAGAUCACCCUAUAUUGCCAUUUAAAAUUAUACAUAUCCUGUGAGUGUAUGGAAGAUAAUUAGAAUGAAAGUUAAGGUAUAGUUUAAAAUAACACGAUUUAAGGUGAUUGAUUAUUAUUAGUUGUGCAUCAUCUGUAAAGUAAUGUUCAAGAUUUUCAAAACCUCACAAGUUACAUUCACAUGAUGACAAGGAAGAAUGAAUUUUCGUCACAAUCAAAGUGGAAUCAAAACAGUCCAUGACAAGGUUUUUUUUUCAAAGUCCUCAGUACAUAUCUGUUAUAAAAUAGAAAAGAAAAAUGAGUGUGCUUUUUUUCCUUCAGUGUUCUUUCUCUCUCAUUCUCUAGCUCUGUUCUCUUCUCAUGGGAACAUUCUGCCAUGUGGUGAUAUUUUUACAAACUGCAGGGAGAUAGUGGUGAAUAUUGACUUCAAAUAAUAGAGAUGGAAAUAGGUGUGUCUGAAGGUUCGGGGUGUCGGUGGGAGGGAGCAAAUGGGCAUCGUCAGAUAUGGUUUUUGACCGAAAUGGCCAGUCUCAGUUCAUUAUCUCACCACCUGCGCACAUUACUCGAUUGUGCUUCAUGAACAAUCUGUUGCUGAAGUCAUGUGUUUAUUAAAAAUAUAUUGUGACAGAC
Molecule: messenger RNA, 2243 nt
Organism: Pomacea canaliculata
Lineage: Eukaryota; Metazoa; Mollusca; Gastropoda; Architaenioglossa; Ampullariidae
Product: hydroxysteroid dehydrogenase-like protein 2
Exons: 8
Coding region: 123-1403 (426 amino acids)
Cellular component (GO): mitochondrion
Source: RefSeq, a predicted model, not a curated record